This is a messenger RNA of Haliotis rubra (blacklip abalone), 5933 nucleotides long. RefSeq names its product 2-acylglycerol O-acyltransferase 2-like. Gene Ontology annotation, biological process: triglyceride biosynthetic process. The coding region runs from base 157 to 1209 and encodes 350 amino acids. Gene Ontology annotation, cellular component: endoplasmic reticulum membrane. Gene Ontology annotation, molecular function: diacylglycerol O-acyltransferase activity. The record is from RefSeq and is a predicted model, not a curated record. NCBI's taxonomy places the organism in Eukaryota, Metazoa, Mollusca, Gastropoda, Lepetellida, Haliotidae. The transcript is spliced from 5 exons.
AAUUUCCUAACUUACCUCUGACCUCUGACACACUUAAGGUGAUAUUAUCGAGGUGAUAUUGGGAGGACAGGUUCAGUGUAUGAGACUGGCUUCUUUUCUGUUCCCAUCAUUCUACCGUUGGUUUGCUGAUUCGUGAAGAACACUACAAGAAUCAAAAUGCUGGGAUUCAAAUGGAAAGAUAUUUGGAAGAGGAUGAAGAUUUUCGGGAUAGAGUUUGCUCCCCUUAGGAUUCCCUUGGAGCGACGCCUGCAGACUGUAGCAGUUUACCAGUUCACUCUGUCGUUCUUGUUCCUGGGAUUCUUCUGUGUCUUCCUGUCUUUCUACCUGCUAUUCACACGUUUCUACUACAUAUCCUUGAUCUAUGCAGUGUGGUACUACUAUGACCGCCCCCGGAGCUCCCGCGGAGGUCGGCGUGUCCAGUGGGUCCGCAGUUGGAGUAUAUGGAAGUACUAUGCCAACUUUUUCCCUCUGAAGCUGACAAAGACAGUGGAGUUGAACCCCAACAAGAACUAUAUAUUUGCAAGUCAUCCCCAUGGUGUUAUGUGUUACAGCCAUUUUUGCAAUUUUGCCACAGAAGGCACCGGAUUCAGUGAAAUAUUUCCUGGCCUGCGUCCAUACUUACUUACCCUCGCAGGCCAAUAUACGUUUCCAUUCUUCAGGGACUAUUUUAUGUUAACAGGGUCCUGUAGUGCAACCAAGGAAAGUAUGGAGUAUAUUUUAUCCAAGGUCGGGAAGGGCAACGUCCUUGGCCUUGUUGUUGGAGGAGCCAUUGAAGCACUGAAUGCUUCUCCUGGAAACUUCAAACUCAAUUUGAAAAGUCGGAAAGGUUUUAUAAAAAUAGCCAUGAAACAUGGAGCGGAUGUCUGUCCUGUAUAUUCCUUCGGAGAAAAUGACUUAUAUUCUCAAGUGCCUAAUCCAGAGGGGUCCUUUGUCCGCAAAUUACAGCUAGUGCUAACCCGGAUAUGUGGGUUUUCUCCACCAAUAUUUUUUGGGAGAGGCGUGUUCAAUUAUACCUUUGGACUCCUGCCCCACAGACGACCAAUGAACACAGUCGUGGGAAAACCUAUUGAAGUUACAAGGAAUGAGAAUCCCACCAAUGAAGAAGUGGCUGAUCUUCACCAAAAGUACAUCGAUGCUCUGAAAGACUUGUUUGAAACUCACAAGACCAAAUAUGGCAUUGGUGAAGACGAGCAUCUUAUCAUUGAGUGAAAACAAAACCAAAUAUGUUUCGGAUGAAGAGAACCAUCUUAUCAUUGAGUGAUAAAAAGAUCAAACAUAAUAUAGUUGAAAAUGAACUUCAUAUUGAGUGAUAACUCCAAAUAUGUUAUGGAUGAAGAGAGCCAUCUAAUUAUUGAGUAAUAAAAAAGACCUAAUAUUACAUAGAUGAAAAUUAAUAUCAUAUUGAGUGAUAACACCAAAUAUGUUAUGAAUGAAGAAAGCCAUCAUAUUAUUUAAUGAUAACAUGACCAAAUAUGGUGAUGAGGAGAAGAGACAUACUAUUAUUGAUGGCAAUACCAAAUAUGGUGCUGAUGAAGAUUGCCAUUUUAUUACUGAAUGAUAACAUGACCAAAUAUGUUGCUGAUGAGGGAAGGGGUCUUGUUAUUGAUAAUAAGGCCAAAUAUGGUAUGGAUGAAGGGAGAGCCAUCUUAUUAUUAAGUGAUUAUUAUUAAGAACACCAAAUAUGGAGUUAAAAGACAGCAAUCUUAUUUUAAGUGGGAAAUCAGAAAGAACAGACAAAUGAAAGUGGAUGAUAAAUGGUGUUUUUUGACAUAUCAACUAACAGUAAAUUGACAGAAAUGACAGAACAGAAACUUUUAUCGCCCAACAUAAACUAUUUUGAUGUAUUCUUGGGGAUUAACAUUCUUUGAGGCUAGUCCUGUUAAUACAAUAAAUCAGGAACAGAUGUUUUAGUUUAAAACUCAGUUGUGCAAAACAAUCAUAGCACCAAGCCCAUUGUAACUGAAGCAUGAACAUAAUGUGAUGCAGUCUGCUUAGUGCCAUGUUUAAGUUUGUGCAUCUGGACCAUGAUAUUUUAACAAUUCUUUUAUUUUUAACAAAAUGUUUUAUUUGUAAGUAUUGUAAUGUUUAAGUGCACAGCAAACAUCACCAAAUAAUUUUAUGGCGAAGUUUGGAGAUACAAAUGUUAGUGAUAAUGUUUUGGACCUUUCAUGUUCACAGAUAUUUCCAUAGGAAUAGUGCAAAUGGUCUUUCAUUUCUGCAUAAUCAGCAAUAUUUCAGGCUCUUUGAGACAAUUAAUGUUUUUAUGCCAUGCAUCAUAAGCAUGAAAAAUAGCCCUGCUAAUUAAUGAACUGAUAUCUCCAUUGUGUUUGUUUGUUUGUUAUUGCUUCAUGUUUAAUUGAACAUUGUGAUAACUGGAUAAUCUUACAAUAAUUAUGUGUUGAUCUGUUUCAUGAAUUAUGUACUUGUAUGAACUACAUAUCACUAUAAUGUUUGGAUGUUUAAGAUAUGUAGAUGAAGGCAUUUCAGUCUGGGAAGAUGUGUAAUAUUUGUGAGCCUGGUUUUACAACAAUUGUAUUUGAUUUGUCAGGCUAUGUCCAUGCUAUUCCUCGAAAGAAUGAUUCCGGUGCCAUGUUGAUGUAGACUCUUGGAAAAGGAUGAAUAAUGGCAUAAACGGUAUUAUGUUAAAUGAAUAUACAUAGAGAUUAAAAAACGAGUGGGUGUUGAAUAUGGAAAAUAUUCUGAGAUAUUUUUAAAUGUUUUGAUUUAUUCAUGAGCAAAAUCAACAUCCACAAGUUUUGUGAUGUAUAUAUUACCCACAGGACGGGAAAACAGUGUGAUCCAUGAUGAAAUAUCAAGCAGAGGAUGUGGAUGUAAGCAAAACAAAAGGGAGAUAACUCUGUCAAGACUACCUUAUAGAUGAAAAUAAACAAUUAAAAAUAUUCAAUUGAAAAUAAUACUAAUCCCCAGGACACCAAAAUUGAAUUGUAAUUGUUUGUUUGGUUGACAUUUUUGGUAAAAAACUGCUUUGGAGUUAUAAUGUUAUUUAAAAUAUCGAGGUGGCAACAGAAGGUUCGGCAUUAUGACGUCAAUAUCGUUGAAUAACCUAGCUUGGUUACACAACACUUGUUGGAUAACUUUCAACUGGUUACACAACACUGUUUCAAAUGACCAAACUUAUCUCAUAAAGAUAUUGAGAAUAUGUGUGUAAUAAAUGAUAGUGUUCAAAACUGUGUUAUGGUGAAGGUGAAUAGACAAAAGUUGGUUCUGGUUUAAUAUAUAUAUCGAAAUUUAGACAGAUAUUCGCCUCUCUGCCUAAAACUGACAACCCCUCCAGGAGUUGCAUCAGGAAACAUUUUCAAUUUGGCUUUUAAUUUCUUGGCAUAACCAAGUACUGCACCAAGCAGGAUGUCUUGUUUCAUAUCUGGAAAAAAACCAAACAGGCAGUUCCAAAUGGAAACAAAAAUGAUCAUACUGUACUGCCAGCGAAGUUAGCCUCAAUCUGUCACUCUCUUGCCUGUUGGUUGCUUUGUCGCCCUUUCAUUGUGUCAUCUAAUGUAUUGUCCAGGUGAGGGAUGCAAUCUUGUUUCUUAACCACAUCUAUGGGAUCUACUUGGGUGGAGUAUUUGACAGUGACCUCCAGGCUCUUUAGGUCGAAUGGAGGGACACUAAGGGUAACUGUAAGGGUAAUGAAAUUUACUUUAUAUUUUUAUAAUCCUAACGUCACUAACAUUUCAUCAGUUGCCAUAUUUUUUUGUUGGCAGUAUAUAUGUUUGUGUUAAUGUAUAUGCACUGUGAUGAAAUACUGAAAAUCUUGAAAGGACUGUAAGAUGAAACUAAUGAAAAAUAUUUUUCUUGCUUGCAUUUCUAAAGUGACACAUUGAGUUCAUGAUUUAUGGUAGACAAAUAUCAUCUGUGACAGUCUUAGAUGUCUUAAACCCGUGAAGAUCCGGGUUAGAAUUGAUCUUCAGUAACCCGUGUUUGUCAUAAGGGUGGUCAGGCUUGCUGACUUUGGUUGACACGUCAUCGUAUCCCAGUUGCGUAGAUCGAUGCACAUGCUGUUGAUCACUGGAUUGUCUGGUCCAGACUCUUAUUUACAGACUGCUGCUGGAAUAUUGCUGAGUGCACUAAACUAAACUCACUCACUCACUUAGAUGUCUUAGCACUUCAACUGUGGUAAGCUUAACAUUCCUGUGAUUCUAAGACAUCGCACUGUAGUUCCACUGCCAUUAUAUCUAGUCGAGAGCCUCAGUACAUAUAGUAAGAUGUGGCAUAACCUCACUAUGCCCCUAUUGUAUACUUAUAUUUAUAUCAACUGCUCACCAUUCAUGAGUGUCAUUAAAUCACAGUUUUAAAAUACUGUAUUGUUUAACAACCUCAAUACUUACAGAAACACACACACACAUGCACGCACACCCACUACACAGAGUUUAGUUUUGAAUUAUGUAUUAAUAGUAUCUAUUCCAGAAGUAAACUGUGAUUAUCAUUCAGUCUACAUAUACUUAACUACUGAUAUAUACUGAUAAAUUGAUAUAUACUGGUAAAUCUAUCAGUUUGUCCAUGUGGUGUAAGGUAUAUCGUUUCACCACUGUUUCUUAUCAAGUGCACAAUCCAAGAUGUUAUAAAGUUCACCCCUUCUAUCUGUGACUUGGUUGAUGCCUAGACUGCUAAUCAUUAUAGAGGUGUUCACAUGCACUACAAUUUAGGGAUAACAUCUUCUCUAAUAAAAACUAUUAGAGUCAUAUCAGUAUUUCUCACAUAUGUUCCCAAGCAAUGUCUAAGAAAUGCUAAAAAAACUAAUAUUGUUUAUUCAAUACAAAGUAGAUAAAAUAUUCAUCACCAUAUCCAACAGGGUAUGCUUUGUAUUCUAAAAAUCUAUCUUACGUCUAUAUGGAUCAUACUUUCAUCUAUGUAGUUCAUACAUUCAUAUUACUUAAAUUUACAUAUAUGAUAAUCUACUUACGAGAAGGGAUCAUCUAGUAUCGAAUUAAUAAUUUAUUUUCUUAAGAAAUCGACACAAUUUCCUGGACUGUUUUAUGUAACCCCUGGCUUAAUUGACAUAUUUCUUUGAUGUUCAGCCUCGAGUUUUCUGUAUUAAGAGGCUAUCAAAACAUGAAAUGAGGUACCUCUACACUGAAAUAUGUCAAAGUUUUGUUAAAUGAAUAUAUUUAAUUUUGGUUAUUUCUUCAAUUUCAUGCUGAUACUUUGAAAUGAUUUCAGUUGUGAAAUUACAGAAAAGGCAAAAUGAAAAUAUAUGACAACAUGUUGCCUGACAUUUAAAUAUAUCGAGCAUAUAUUUGUAACUCAUGUUUGUUAAACCAUAUCCAACUUGGUUUGUAACUACACAACUCAAUAAAAUGGUCUCAGUAAUGAUACCAUUAUAAUACAUAUGGAGAUGAAAGUAUCUCCUACAUAGAUAAGUCUAUUCUGCACAGAUGAUAAAAUACUUUUACACUGAAGCAUAAAUAUGCUCCGGGAGUGGGCACUGUGAUUUUUGUUUGUAUGGAGUACAAUAUAGUUUUUAUAGUUCUAUUUUUCAGAACAUCAAGGUUGUCCAGUGAACUAUUUGCAUGCUUUAGACAAAUUAUCUUUUUUCAGCAUUUUCAGGAAAAAUAAAAAAUAAAACGGUUGGCCAUUUAUAAUACAAAAUACAAGCAACACCUGGUGAUGUUUAAAGUUGACACCACAAAGCAUGGAUGUCGACCAAAUGCAGGUAGUUGCCCCAAGAUAACAGUGUGGCAGGUCAAAGGAGACCUAGCAAUGAAAUAUGUACAGAACAAAUUAUUUUGCAAAAAGAGAAUUCUAUAUUUUAAUAGUUAUGUUUGUGUCUGAAUCUGUAUUUUAUCAUUCCUGCAUAAAAUCUCCACUGCUGGUGUAAAUAUGUGCCUCAAAACCACAAUGUGAGAAGUGCAUUGUUUGUAGUUUCUUAAUGUUUUUAUUAACAUCACUUUUAUUAAUAAAUUUAGUGUUUCCCA